This is a messenger RNA of Pimephales promelas (fathead minnow), 1453 nucleotides long. RefSeq names its product proteasome 26S subunit, non-ATPase 8 (gene psmd8). NCBI's taxonomy places the organism in Eukaryota, Metazoa, Chordata, Actinopteri, Cypriniformes, Leuciscidae. Gene Ontology annotation, cellular component: nucleus; cytosol; proteasome regulatory particle, lid subcomplex. The record is from RefSeq and is a predicted model, not a curated record. Gene Ontology annotation, biological process: proteasome-mediated ubiquitin-dependent protein catabolic process.
GUAUUCUGACAGACCGGUGUCGUACGUUUUUGCAGAAUCACCAUGGCGUCUGUGUUGAAAGAGACUGCGGGGUUGUAUGAAACGCUGAAAGCCGAGUGGAAUAAAAAGAAUCCAAAUCUUAAUAAAUGUGGAGAGAUCCUGAGCAAGUUAAAGAUAUCCCUGUUGGAAUUGAACUUUCUACCAACUACUGGGACCAAACUAACCAAACAGCAACUUAUCCUUGCCAGAGAUGUUUUGGAGAUCGGAGCACUAUGGAGCAUCCUGAAGAAAGACAUCCCCUCCUUUGAACGCUACAUGGCUCAGCUCAAGUGUUAUUACUUUGAUUACAAGGAGGAGUUGCCCGAGUCGGCCUACAGGCACCAGUUACUGGGUCUCAACUUGCUCUUCCUGCUCUCUCAGAACAGAGUGUCUGAGUUCCACACAGAGCUGGAGAGAUUGAGUGCAAAAGACAUCCAGACCAAUGUCUACAUCAGACACCCAGUUUCAUUAGAGCAGUAUCUGAUGGAAGGCAGUUACAACAAGGUCUUCCUUGCCAAAGGAAACAUCCCUGCUGAGAGCUACAACUUCUUCAUUGACAUUCUUCUUGAUACCAUUCGAGAUGAGAUUGCAGGUUGUAUAGAGAAAGCAUAUGAACAGAUUCAGUUCAAUGAGGCCACGCGGGUGCUUUUCUUUUCCUCUCCAAAAAAGAUGACUGAAUAUGCAAAGAAAAGAGGAUGGACCCAGAGUCCUGAUGGAUACUACUCAUUCAGUACCCAGCACCAAAAGACAGAGGAAGUGAACAUCCCCUCCACAGAACUGGCCCAACAAGUCAUCGAGUAUGCAAGGCAGCUGGAAAUGAUUGUGUAGUGUGGAUGUAGACACAUGUAUACAUAAAGGUUCACAUUUGUUUAUCCAAAUAAAACCAUUGUACAGUAGCCCUAUAUCUGUACUCAGUUCAGACACCGGAUGACACAGCCGCUAAUAAUGGCUCUCAGAGGAUGAGACCAGAAUGCUUUGACCUACACUUCAAUAUCAAUAUCUACCAGAGUCAGGAUCUCUCUGUAUGAUUGUCUGGUGGGUAUGUCAUCUGUUUUCAAUAACACUCUUGCAUUUCUUAUCUAAUGACUGGAUAAACAUUUAAUCUGUCCUAUUUUGAAUAUUCAUGUGUUGUUCUUCUUGGUUUGAUGGUUUUUAUCAAGUGUGUCUCCCUGGCAUGCUUGAGAUGGAUGAUGUCAGCAUCAGCUAAACUCCACUGCUUAUUCAUUGUUGCCCUAGGAGUGUUCAUUGAAUUAUUAUACUUUUUUUGCCCUUGCCUUGUAUCCUAGCAACAGUGUGAUGAUUGCAGCUAAAAGUUAGCGGAUGUUUUCUAAUUGGGGUUUUUUUUUUUGUCCUGUAACGGGAUGAUCCCUCCCCUAAAUUGUCACGAGGCAUUGACAAUUCUGAUAAAUAAAAUGUUUUUUUUGUGACUCUUUUA